AUGUGUUCAAAUCCUCGGCACCUCGCUCAGUAUGUCAGUGAUGCUCAGCGAAAUGCCCGAAAUGUCAUCCGCAAGCGUAAGCAGGACUUGCUUCGCCGCAUCAACUACAGUUCCUUAUUUGCUGUGGUUCUUCUACCGCUAGGGGCGUUGGCGUACUUGAUACAUGGAAACUUGAGCUUCAUUCCUCAAAAUAACCGCACAUUGUGGUUCUCGGUUAUAUACUAUAACGUGACCUUGCUUGCGUUCACGGCUGGCUACCACAAGUGCUACUCCCACUCCACAUUUCGGCCUAAAUACACCCCACUUCAUGUUUUCUUUGGUAUAUUUGGUGCCAGUGUGGGAGUAGGUCCUAUAAGGAUAUGGGCAGCAAUGCAUAGGGCUCAUCAUCAGUACACAGACGACCCCGAAAAGGAUCCCCAUUCAAUAAAGCGUGGCUUUUUCUGGGCCCACUGCGGGUGGCUUUUGAAAAAGCCCAAAAUCACUGUGUUCUAUCGGGAUUUUGUUGAGCACGAAUUCCCCUCUACAAACGAUCAGAAGCCGCCUCUCUUGGAUAAACCUUCUGUUUUGACGCCACCAGCGGAAAUCAGCUUCCAAUUUGACGAAAGCGAUUCUGAAAAUGCACAAGACCAACACAGGACCCACAGGGCACUUGGUACACUAAAGUGGAUUCUUUGGCAAGAAAGAUUGUGCUUUUGGUUUUUUCUUCUAACGACAAUCAUCAUCCCCAUUGUCUGUAGUGUGAUUCUAUGUGAAGAUUCGUGGAUCAACGGCCUUAUAUAUCCUGGUAUCCUCAGAAUGUUUGCCUGUCAGCAACUGGUGUUCAGUACAGAAUCUAUUUGUCAUUUCAAACGCUUCUACGUCACUAUUCCCUCACAACCAUUCAAUGACAAGAACUCGCUGAUCAAUUGUGCCAAUCCCUUGAUCUCCAUUCUCACUUAUGGUCAGUCUCUGCAAAACUACCAUCACGAGUUCCCACAUGACUAUAGAGCGUCCUCGCUGAUUUGGAGCUUUGACCCUACAAAGUGGUUCAUUUUUGUACUACUGCAACUUGGGUUAGUGGAUGACAUCGCGAAGGCCCCUCAAAGUUUAGUCACGCAGCUUCAAAUUCAACAGCAGCAGCAAGUCCUAAAUCAUUUAAAGUCUCAGUUGAACUGGGGCACUCCAAUUUCUAAGUUGCCGAUGAUUGCAACCAAGGACUUUAGGAAGCUUUGCAAUUCGGCUUCCUCGCAAAACAGAAUCUACAUCGUCAUCCAAAACAUCAUUCAUGACAUUACGCCAUUUAUGGACCAGCACCCAGGAGGAUUGCCCCUUUUGAAAGCUUCUCAUGGCAAAGAUGCUACAAAGGCUUUUUACGGUGGUGUAUAUGGUCACCUGACUGCGGCAGUUAAUCUUCUAGCGACCAUGCGAAUCGGCGUGCUUGAUGUUGGAAAUGACGAGGACGUGUGGAGGAGAGUUGCGAAAGAAGAGGGCGAAAGUGACACGAGUGGCUCCCACCAAAACAGUCAAUACAGGAGUGCUGAAGCAGCAUGA
This is a messenger RNA of Metschnikowia bicuspidata var. bicuspidata NRRL YB-4993, 1530 nucleotides long. It is a transcript of the gene OLE2, whose product is annotated as Ole2p. The record is from RefSeq and is a predicted model, not a curated record. Gene Ontology annotation, cellular component: endoplasmic reticulum membrane. Gene Ontology annotation, biological process: unsaturated fatty acid biosynthetic process. The coding region runs from base 1 to 1530 and encodes 509 amino acids. NCBI's taxonomy places the organism in Eukaryota, Fungi, Ascomycota, Pichiomycetes, Serinales, Metschnikowiaceae. Gene Ontology annotation, molecular function: iron ion binding; stearoyl-CoA 9-desaturase activity. The transcript has 2 exons.